This is a messenger RNA of Symbiodinium natans, 1359 nucleotides long. Lineage: Eukaryota; Dinophyceae; Suessiales; Symbiodiniaceae. The record is from the annotation of a GenBank genome assembly.
AUGGCCUCUCACGCUCUUUGUCGCUGCAUCUGUGGGUCCAGUCGGCUGAAUGAGCAGCUGGAACGCGCUGGUGAGGUCGCUGCCAACCUGCCCGGAAAGCCUCCGCCAGAGUUUGAGGAAACGAACGUGAUCUCUUACCCUCCGAUUCAUGGGCGUUUAUCUUAUUCGCUCUUGGCAGACCAGCCUUUGCGAGGGACGCCCAUCCGGGAGGGUGACUUGUGGCAUCUGUCGACCGAGGAGAGAGUAGAUCCCGUCCACGUGUCUUUACACGUAAAUGGAUUCAGGUUCCAGUUAGAUGGGCAAGAGAUGGCCAUCUCCUUGUCUCCUUUCACGCUGGUUCGCAACUGCAAGUUCCAGAGCACGUAUCCCAUGCUCAACGUGGCGGACUUCAAGAUCUUCAAGGUGUCCUUAUUUGCCCAAGGUGCUUGCUACUACUUUGGGGUGCGUGGAGAGAAUGAGAGGGAGGCCGAGGAACUACGAUCCCGCUGGGUCUUGGACAUCUCUCGUGCAAUGCGCCUUGUUACCCAAACCCUGUUCCCUCCCUUUCAGAUCUCCUGUCGUCCUGUGGAUGCAGUUCCUUCAACCCAUUCGCGCUUGAUGGCUGGUUACCUUGUGCAUUUUGACGACUGCUUCACAGCAUCGGUUCUCUACUGCGAACUACAUGUGCAGACUCAGCCGGAUCACACAAGAAUUGUAAUGUAUGAGAACGAAAGCUGCCGACAACAGCUUGCAGAAAUUUACGUGACCGACCGCUCCAUUUGCUGUGAGAAGAUCGGGAUCAAUUGCAGCUGUUUCUCGGUCGAAGAUCACCAAUUCUCCGCCCGAACUCUGGGUGAACGCAAACUCUGGCUGCGGGCGAUAUCGAACCUCAAGGUCAAGUUGCAAAACAGUGCGCCGGUUCCGUCUUCCAGCGAGACAUGGCACUACAGAAAUGCAGUUCAAGAGCAUGCCACAAAGCAUGCUGUGUUUGAGGAGCAUGCCAAGACAGAUGCCUUGUUGCAGCGAACAUUCAUUCGACCGCUGGGCUCACCAACAGAGACUGCAUAUCAUGCUACCCUUGGUGCGCUGCCUUUGCCUCCUAGUCCAGAGGACUUCAACUUCAGUGAGAAGCGCCGAGCAGAUGGGGAGCAUGGCGUCCUUGCCCUCCCGCUUCCGACAUCGGCGGCAUCGCCCAAUGCACCCGACGUCUUGCAGCCCCAUGGGGAGGCACACUCGGCGCACUCGGCACACCCCCUGCGACGCUCCUCCUCGUUGUCCGAGCCGCUGAGGAAGCUCAGCGAUGUUUGGUUGAGGCCAACGCGACCACGCAGCAAGUCCUUCCUCGUGCCCCAGCCAGUGCCCAAGCCGAGUGAUGGCUGA